Talaromyces marneffei is the source of this 1440-nucleotide messenger RNA. RefSeq lists its product as uncharacterized. The record is from RefSeq and is a predicted model, not a curated record. Lineage: Eukaryota; Fungi; Ascomycota; Eurotiomycetes; Eurotiales; Trichocomaceae. The transcript has 4 exons. Gene Ontology annotation, molecular function: acyltransferase activity, transferring groups other than amino-acyl groups. Bases 1 to 1440 code for a protein of 479 amino acids.
AUGGAAAAUAUAAAUAUCCGCCGCGCAACAGUCGAGGACGCAGCCUCAAUAUCGCAAAUUCAGUACCAAGCCCUCGAAAAAUUCCACGGCUUCUACAGCGGUUUUCUGGCGACUCAUCCUCGAUAUAUUCUUCCGAUAACUACCAAGACAGCUAUCAACAAUCCCGAGAAUAUAUUCCUUGUUGCCGCAGACCCGGCAACGGAUGAAGUUGUGGGAUUCGUUAGAUAUGCUGUAGUGCCGGAAAAGAAGCCAGAAGAAGCAAAAAAAGAGGAAGAAAAAGAUGCAAAAAGCCAACUAGAUCGAACCCAGCCGGAAUUCGCAAAUCUGUUUGCGCCAAAGGAGCAUGUUAAGGAAUUAUGGGAGGAGUUUAGCAAGAGAGAUGAUGAGAUGGAUGCUUGUUACGAGGGGGUAGCGAAGGGGCAGAGACAUUACUACAUCAAGCAUCUCAUGAUAAACCCAGCCCACCAACGCCGCGGCAUCGGGGCAAAAUUACUCUCAGCCGUCCUGGCAAAAAGCGAUGCAGAGAAACUGCCGACCUUUCUCACUUCAUCGGCAGAAGCUCAUCCAUUGUACAUGAAACUAGGAUUUGUUGAUUUUGGCCCUGAUUUUAGGAUUGAUAAUGAGGGCUGGGCGAGGAGGAUUAUGGAGCUGGACGAGGAGCUUGGGGUUGAUGAGAACAGGAGGUUGAGAGACAAGUGUUUAGGGUUGUUUGAGGUGGAGAAUUGUAUGAUACAACAAAUGACCAACUAUUCUGCAUACCUCGCCAAAGCAAAUCAAAGGGUUUUUAUUUCUUUGAAUCUGCCAUCGAAGGCGAUAUUUCCAGUACAAUCACUCGUCGCACCAGCGCAACGACCGACAUCCACUCAACGAACAAAUCUCUUCAACUCCCAAUCCCCCUCUAGCAUUAGGACCAUGGCCUCGGAUUCGGAUUACAUGGCCUUCCUGGACAAGGCGAACAAACAGCGAGAUGCAGGAAGGGACGAAGCGCGUACCAAAGCGUCUACUCAACCAUCUAAACAAAUACAAACUGAGACUGUGGACGGAGGUGUGAAAGUGCCAGAACAGUUGAAGAAGGUUGAUGCGUUUUAUGUGUCCGAGACCGAUGAGCCGUUUGAGCCUGUUGCGCUGAGUUGGAAGGGGGCUUCGAGUGGGAAGUGGCCUGGGACUGAUGAAUUCGCAUCUCUUAUUACCUCCGGAUCAAAACCAGACAUCGAAAUACUCUCCGAGAAAUCGUUCGACCCUCGAAGUCAAUACAGCAGCGAGAUCCAGGCAGUGCGCGCAGCAGUUGCGGCGUCGGAUUCCAAGGUCAAUGAGAGCGAUGUUAAGGUCAAGGUAUAUCGUGUCGAGGUCGGUAAUUCUAGGGUGGAAUACUGGAUUAUUGCUCUGGAUGGAGCUGAGGGGAAGAUUGUUGGGUUGAUGGCGAAGGCUAUUGAGUCAUAG